AUGGCGCGUGUUCGAAGUUCGUCUAGAAAAGCUAUCAUGACAGCAUUGCUGUCAUGGACAGAAAAUCUCCUUUAUGAAAAACUUAGACAUAAAAGGCUGAGGUUUGCAAGGGAAUUAACCUUAAUAUUCAGGGAUGUCCUGACAACUGGGGAAACAUUAUUUGUACCAUCUGUUACUCAAACUCAAAUAGUAGAUGAUGAUGAUGAUAAGGAUGUAUACCACUCCACCAUUAACCUUCAAGCAGGAUCCAGUGAUAGUAAAGAGGAGCUAAAUUUAUCUGACACUACAACACCUAUGAGGGUCACUGAUGAGUUGUUAGGCUUGAAUGUCACCACAAAUAUUAGUGGAACUAGUGGUGAUGGAAGUGAAGGCAAGAGAAAGAGGGUUGGGGGAGUUAGUGGGAGAAAAAAGCAAGAGGUCCCUACCUCAAUGAGAAUAGCAAAUGCGAAGAGUGAAAUAGCUAAGGAUAAUAGAGUUAGAACAGAGAUAGUGACAAGAUUUUGGCAAAUGACAUAG
Molecule: messenger RNA, 516 nt
Organism: Prosopis cineraria
Lineage: Eukaryota; Viridiplantae; Streptophyta; Magnoliopsida; Fabales; Fabaceae
Exons: 2
Coding region: 1-516 (171 amino acids)
Source: RefSeq, a predicted model, not a curated record